Molecule: messenger RNA, 1684 nt
Organism: Cuscuta campestris
Lineage: Eukaryota; Viridiplantae; Streptophyta; Magnoliopsida; Solanales; Convolvulaceae
Source: the annotation of a GenBank genome assembly
AUUAAUUUCUUUUUCAUUUAAAAUGAAGUUUCAACUAAUUUGGGACAACUCUUUUGCUACAUAUAUUUUGGGGCAGCAGACUUAAUUGCUAUUGCUACUUUUGGUCUACUUUUGUUAAUAUGACACUGUUGUUACCCUCAAAGAUGGUUUGAUAUGCAAAAAAUUGCUGUCAGGUACCCCCUAUUUUGCAAUAAAGACUGGCAGGUCCCAUGUUUUUUUAAAAUAUACUCUUGGGGGCUUAAAAUAUAUCAUUAAUGACUAAGGGGGUGAGUUCCGUCCAUUGCACCGUUUGAGGUAUUGAUUUGUCAAUUAUAUCCUUGGUUAUUACCCAGAAAAGCAAAAAAGAAGGGUGUACUGUCUCCUUCUUCGAUCGAAAGCAACUUCCUCUUAUAGCGCUGUGAUGAUUGCCUUCCUUUAAAAGCUUCUCCAUGGCUCCAUCAGGAUUUAGAGUGUGUGUGAAAGAUCAAUGCAUUGUGAUAGAAGAUAUUGAUUUGGAUAUUUACUUCACCAAAGAUCUGUAUGAAGAUGUUAUUUUAAAAGCUAAAGAACAGAAUGUUAGUCUUCCCAGGUUUCUUGGUUUUACAUACCAUCCUCCCAAUAAAGAAAUUCAGAAACUGCCAUUAGCUACUAAUUUAGAUUGGAUAAAGAUGAUUGAGGUUUGGGGUGUAGUUUCUUCAACUUACAUUCCCUUAUAUGUGAUUGAGCUGCAAGAGCCUAGUUCAUUACAAAAAAUGGCUGAGAAACUUGAUUCCAGUACCCAAAAUUUUAAUGAGGGCAGUAACAGUGAAGUUGAGUUUUGGGUUGACAAUUUGCUUGUAACACCAACAAGCUGUAGUGACAUUCUUGAAACUGAACUAAAUACUGGUUACAAGUCUAAGUUAAAUGUGAGGAGGCAAAUCAAUAGGAGGACUGAAGUGCAGCUCCAACCAUCUCUCUUACACCCUGAAGAUGUAUCCAUUACUGAUUCCUCUCCAGAGGUCUCACCGAUGAUUACUGCACGACCUGAUAAAAGCCCUCGAGAGGAGUUUGUCAAUGAUGAGAUACUUAAAAACAAGAAAACAAAGCAUGUGGGGGGAGAAAGAAAACUAUUUGAGAGGACUGAAUUUAAUAUGAAACUCUUGACAAAGGAAUUGAAAGGCCUAGAAGCUUAUGACAUUCCAGCCCUGAGUAAACCCCAAAUUCCUCCAGAAGUUCCUCCCUUAGAUGUAUUCUUUGAAGAGCCUGUUCUGCCAUCUCAAAGUGAAGGUCUAAAUCGGGAGAGGGUUACUGAUGAUGAAAAAGGAUCCUGUGAAGAUGAUGAAGAAGAUUGUGAUUUUGAAGGGAGUGAGGAAGAGUGUUUGAGUAGUGAGGAAGUUUCCAUGGAUGAAGAGUCAGAAAUGGAGGAUGACGUUGAUCUUGACGCUGACACUACCUAUAGAAUGAUGCUGGGUAAUGAAGAGGAAAAUGAAGAUGGGAGUGGUAGUCAGUCUAUAGUGGAUAAAAUGGCUAAGGUGUUUAAGACUCGAAGACUAUGGAUCAGAAAUAGCCAUGGACCCGUGCACCUCUUGAUAUGUGAAAGCCAUCAACCACGCAAUCUUCCAUUGCCUCGUAAGGGACGAGCAAGGGCCCCGGGGGAUGAACAGGAGGUCAUUGUAAGGUCAAAUGUCCAUUAGGUUUAUGCCUCCAGUUCCUGCCAUAAGGCCAU